Boleophthalmus pectinirostris (great blue-spotted mudskipper) is the source of this 1986-nucleotide messenger RNA. RefSeq names its product nuclear receptor binding factor 2b (gene nrbf2b). Bases 118 to 993 code for a protein of 291 amino acids. Gene Ontology annotation, biological process: autophagy. NCBI's taxonomy places the organism in Eukaryota, Metazoa, Chordata, Actinopteri, Gobiiformes, Gobiidae. The record is from RefSeq and is a predicted model, not a curated record. The transcript has 4 exons.
UGCCGGAACAGGCACUGCACUGAGGGAGAAGGAGACGUGCUAGCCGAGGAGGCGACAGCUCCUCUCUGACACUAAAUUUUCUCCUCUUAUUUUUAUUUUCUUUUAAAAGAAGUGCGAAUGACAGUGCGUGACGGACAACGGCACCUUUCAUGUAGUGUAAUCCGUCGAAGGUUGGACUCCAUGGAGGUCGCGGACAGCCCGCUAAACCUCGCUCAUCAGCAGUGCAGGAAGGCUGAACGACUGCUCGCUGCAGGGAAGUAUGAAGAGGCCAUUCUGUGUCACAGGAAAGCUGCAGAUCUUCUGUCUGAUGCAAUGAAGACCACCCAGGUCGAGCAGGCUCGUCUGUCCAUGGAGCUGCAAAGAGAAACCCAUAUUAAGCAGCAGAGACUGAUUCAGGAGCGCUGGAAGAGAGAGACCAGGAGACAGGCCACCAAAGCCCGGACAAUCCCUUCCGUGUCCACACCCCAGGCUCCAGAUCCAUUGCAGUGUGCUGGGAUGGGGGCCCGUGAGAGGUCCAGAGAUCGGGAGUACGACACUCUUCUGUAUCAGCUGCAGACACGUCAGAGUGGAGGUCCUCCAGCACCACAGACCUGCUCUGGCUCAAAGACCACCAAAGACGACAAGACGCGCCUGGAGGAGCAGCAGACCACCAUUGAGGACCUGCGGCGGCUGGUGGAGCACCUGAUGGAUGAGAACUUACGUUUGACCACAGAGAACGACAGGCUGAGGAUUGAGAAUGCACGUCUCCAGUCUGAGGCCGCAGACUUCGUGGAGCGCUCUGAGCUGUGGGUGCUGCCACAGCCAGGGGGCGCUAUGGGGACAGGAGUGGGGCAUGAGAAGAGGAGUACAGGGAAGGAGAUUGCCAUCCCUACACUUCCUCCCCUGGAAAUGCCCGCUCAGGAGGACCUUUGUCUGGACGAUCUUCCUCCUCUGGAGCUGCCUGAAGACAUUCAGAAUGAACUGAGGGAGUUGCUGGAGGCAGACAAACUGUGACAUACACACACGCGCAGAAGGGUCAGAGGUCAGUUUCGUGGGAACUAGGUCCAGGAGCUUGCAUUAUGUGAUAAUUGUUGGGAGCAAAUACCCAUAAUUUGACUGAUUUUUAUUAAUGCUGCAGCCUGCAACAACUUCUUAUUUGAGUUUAUUUUAAUUAAUUUAGAUGAUUAAGGUAUUAAUCAAUGUACAUGCAGCAGCAACUUGAACAGUCAGAUUAUUUGCUGCUGUUUUUGCAGGUGCUGCAGGUUUCUUUUUUUCUGCAAAAGAAACCAAUACAGACGAUUGAAAAUCAGUUUCAGCUGAAGAGAAAAGCAUCAAAGCCACUUUUUGAUGGUUGUAACUUAUUUCAUACUUGAAACAUUUUAAUAUUAACCAAGGCUUAUUUUACAGUUGUAUGAUUUAAUAUCCAGUAAUUAGAUCUUGAAAAUAGUUAGAUACAAACAGAAGGACAUGGCAUUUUGUAACUUAAAUAAACUUCAGAAAAUGUCAGUUUUCAGUGUUGUAUUGGACUAUCAUUAAACUUACUGUGGUAUAGUUGGACAGUUUUCUCUGACCACUGGUGCGUAGGAGCACUCUCUGUACAUCAGACUGUUCACAUCUGCCCCUCGGAGGAUUACUACUGUUCAGGGAUACAUGUUCUGCCAUUAAUAUCUUCUUUGCUAUUAUAAUGUGGUCUUGACCUCAGACCUGUGCACCACAGAAGAGGGAUCUAUGGUGGCAUAUUUAUUACAGAAGCAAUGAAAAUUAUAAAAGGGUCUAUAACCGUCAUGUUCAACACACACACACUUCCCAGGAUUCUUUGCACUGCCUGGAAGAUCAGUGCCAGUCCAAACUCUGCUGUGUGGGUAAUGAUUAGGAAAAUGAUUGAACAUUCUUUACUCUAAACAACUGUAACAAUUUAAUCAAUUUAAGUUUAUUAUGUUAUUCGUUUGUAAUAGACCUGAUUAUGAAAUUACUUUAUGUCCAGCAUAAUAAACUCUGUACUGUCAA